This is a messenger RNA of Guillardia theta CCMP2712, 585 nucleotides long. RefSeq lists its product as hypothetical. Bases 1 to 585 code for a protein of 194 amino acids. The transcript is spliced from 7 exons. The record is from RefSeq and is a predicted model, not a curated record. Lineage: Eukaryota; Cryptophyceae; Pyrenomonadales; Geminigeraceae.
AUGGGACUUCAAACUAUGGACGAAUGCGGUCAAAGGAGCCUAGUGAGGCUUCGAGGGGGGAGGAAGGAGAGAGAAGGAAAGGAUAUAGAGUUUGUGACAGGAGACGGCAGGACGAUCGACGUGAAGCAGGAUGGGGAAGUGUCAGUUAGAGGGUCGCGCGAUGGCAGAGACGCCAGGGCAUGGACCAACUUUCCGAAGGAGAAGUCGGAGAGGAGAAUACAAGGAGAGAUUCGGAGGGAGAGGAACCGUUUGCUGUCAGAGAAGAUGCUGCAAGAAGCCAUCUCCACCGUUCCCGCCAAGGACAAGUUCGUCUAUGAAGAUCCAAACUGGAAGAUAAACCGAGUGAGGAUGGAGUACGCAGUCCCGAGAGAGACCGUGGACGAGAAGUAUGAAAGGGUCAAGAAGUACAAGGCGAUUGCCACUGUGGAGAAAGACUUUCUCAUAGUCAGUAUCUCCUCCUCGUUCUACUCCUCCUCCUCCACCACGGAGGCAGAGGAGAAGGAGGAGCUGGGAGAGGGACAGAAUCAGGAGGGAGGUGAAAGACGAAGAUGGACUCAGAGUGGUUCGGCGCUCGAUGCAGCAUGA